AUGGGUCACGAAGAUGCUGUCUACCUGGCCAAGCUGGCCGAGCAGGCCGAGCGCUACGAAGAGAUGGUCGAGAACAUGAAGGUCGUUGCCGCCGCCGGUGUCGAGCUCACCGUCGAGGAGCGGAAUCUCCUCUCCGUCGCCUACAAGAACGUCAUCGGUGCUCGUCGCGCGUCCUGGAGAAUCGUCACCUCGAUCGAGCAAAAAGAGGAGUCCAAGGGCAAUGAGUCUCAGGUCUCCCUCAUCAAGGAGUACCGUCAAAAGAUCGAGGCCGAGCUCGCCAAGAUCUGCGAUGACAUCCUCGAGGUUCUUGACAAGCACCUGAUCCCCUCGGCCCAGAGCGGCGAGUCCAAGGUCUUCUACCACAAGAUGAAGGGUGACUACCACCGUUAUCUGGCCGAGUUCGCCAUCGGCGACCGCCGUAAGGGUGCUGCCGAUGCCUCCCUCGAGGCCUACAAAGCCGCGACCGAAGUCGCCCAGACCGACCUUGCCCCCACCCACCCCAUCCGCCUGGGUCUGGCCCUGAACUUCUCCGUCUUCUACUACGAGAUCCUCAACGCUCCCGAUCAGGCUUGCCACCUCGCCAAGCUGGCCUUUGAUGAUGCCAUCGCUGAGCUCGACACUCUGAGCGAGGAGAGCUACAAGGACUCCACCCUGAUCAUGCAGCUCCUCAGAGACAACCUGACCCUCUGGACCUCGUCGGAGGCUGAGCCGGCUGCCGAGUCCAGCGCCCCGGCCGCCGAGAAGAAGGAGGAGGCCCCGGCUGCUGAGGCCGACAAGCCCGCCGCCGAGUAA
Molecule: messenger RNA, 792 nt
Organism: Aspergillus campestris IBT 28561
Lineage: Eukaryota; Fungi; Ascomycota; Eurotiomycetes; Eurotiales; Aspergillaceae
Gene: artA
Product: 14-3-3 adaptor artA
Exons: 5
Coding region: 1-792 (263 amino acids)
Biological process (GO): signal transduction
Cellular component (GO): cytoplasm
Source: RefSeq, a predicted model, not a curated record